Gopherus flavomarginatus (Mexican gopher tortoise) is the source of this 1959-nucleotide messenger RNA. RefSeq lists its product as uncharacterized. The transcript has 2 exons. NCBI's taxonomy places the organism in Eukaryota, Metazoa, Chordata, Testudines, Testudinidae. The record is from RefSeq and is a predicted model, not a curated record. Bases 506 to 1201 code for a protein of 231 amino acids.
GAGGAUUCCCCAUUUGCUCCAUUAUGAGCAUGCCAGAAAUGGGUAUGUACAGUGCUCCAUCUGAUCUGUGGUCAGCAGUGCAGGCCCUAGUGGACUAUUCUAGCUAGCACAAUUUAGGCCUGGUCUACACUACGCGUUUAAACCGAUUUUAGCAGCGUUAAACCAAUUUAACGCCGCACCCGUCCACACUACGAGGACCUUUAUAUCGAUAUAAAGGGCUCUUUACAUCGGUUUCUGUACUCCUCCCCGACGAGAGGAGUAGCGCUAAAAUCGGUAUUACCAUAUCGGAUUAGGGUUAGUGUGGCUGCAAAUCAACGGUAUUGGCCUCCGGGCGGUAUCCCACAGUGCACCACUGUGACCUCUCUGGGAAGCAAUCUGAAUUCGGAUGCACUGGCCAGGUAUACAGGAAAAGCUCCAUGAACUUUUGAAUUUCAUUUCCUGUUUGGCCUGCGUGGAGCUCUGAUCAGCACAGGUGACCACACAGAGCUCAUCAGCACAGGUAGCAAUGCAGUCUCCUGAGAAUCGAAAAAGAGCUCCAGCAUGGACCGCAUGGGAGGUACUGGAUCUGAUCGCUAUAUGGGGAGAGGAUUCAGUGCUAACAGAACUCCGUUCCAAAAGACGAAAUGAAAAAAUAUUUGAAAAAAUUUCCAAGGCUAUGAUGGAAAAAGGCCACACCAGGGACUCAGUGCAAUGCAGCAUGAAAGUUAAGGAGCUCAGACAAGCCUACCAGAAAACCAAAGCAGCAAACGGAAAGUCCGGGUCAAGGCCGAAAACAUGCUGCUUUUACACUGAGCUGCAUGCAAUUUUAGGGGGCUGCACCACCACUACCCCACCCCUGUCCGUGGAUUCCGAGGUGGGGGUUGUAAUCUCAACCAUGGCUGAGGAUUCUGCGGAGGGGGAAGAUGAGGAGGAGGAAGAGGUGGAAGAGGAGGACGACCUUACAGCGAGCACACAGCACUCCGUUAGCCCCAACAGUCAGGAGCUUUUUGUGACCCAGAUGGAAUUACCCUCCCAGCCCUCCCAAGCCACUAGCCCAGACAGUGAAGCCAUGGAAGCAACCUCUGCUGCAAAUUUUUCAAGCCUUCCUACUCCAUCCCAAAGGCUAUCUCAGAUAAGGCGGAGGAAAGAGAAGACGCGAGAUGAAAUGUUCUCGGAAAUCAUGGAAAUAACCCGCAAUGAAAGAGCUCAUCUGAAUGAGUGAAAGGGCAUGGUAUCAAAUUACAGGAAAGAUGCCAGUGAACAUGAGGACACGAGGGACGCUCGAGAUGAGAGGUGGCGGCAGGAAGAUCAGAGGUGUAGGCAGGAAGAUCAGCAGUGGCGGGAUGCAACGCUGGAGCUGCUGCGUGAUCAAACUGAUAUCCUCCGACGUCUGGUGGUUCUUCAGGAAGAGCAGUGGGGUCACAGAGUGCCGCUGCAGCCCAUGUUUAACCACCCUCAGUACUCACCAUGUUCCAUGUCUUCCUCACCCAGAUGUGUAAGAACGCGUGGGGGAAGGCUUCGUGCACCCGCCCACUCCACCCCAGUGGACAGUCCAACCAAAAGGCUGUCAUUACAUUGGAAUGUGUUUAAUGGCCUUUUCCUUCCCUCCUAUCCUCCUCCCAAACCACACCCGGGAUACCUCGUCAGUUCUCUCCCUCUUUUUAUAAUUACUUUUUAAUAAAGAAUACAUGAUUUUUAAACGAUAGAACAAGAAGCAAUGGGCUUAAACUGCAGCAAGGGAGAUUUAGGUUGGACAUUAGGAAAAAGUUCCUAACUGUCAGGGUAGUUAAACACUGAAAUAAAUUGCCUAGGGAGGCUGUGGAAUCUCCAUUUCUGGAGAUAUUUAAGAGUAGGUUAGAUAAAUGUCUAGUAGGGAUGGUCUAGACAGUAUUUGGUCCUGCCAUGAGGGCAGGGGACUGGACUCGAUGACCUCUCAAGGUCCCUUCCAGUCCUAGAGUCGAUUAAUCUAUUUCCUUAAGC